ACAUAACCUAUUGAAAUUUUGUAAACAUAACAUGGCUAAACUUGGAGCUUUUUAUGCCUUGUGCCCCCUAAUAGAUAAUAAAUAUAUUCUUGGGGUCACAGAAGAUUUAGAAAAAGGAUUUGUUAUUGCAACUUUGGGAAAAAAUAUUGCAAGCAGAUAUAAGAUUUCAGAUCAGAAACAAGUUUCCUGUUGGCGCACCAAAGAAAAAUUUAGUUCUGCUGUGAUAUAUGAUAAAGCUCUAGGGAAAUAUGGAGCUGUUUUCAAUAAGUCCUUCAUCAAGAUGUGGGAGAGUGAAGAAAGUCUUGACAAACUGAAAAAAUACAAAUUCAAUACACCCAUCCAUACAAUUAUAUCAAAAAAUGGUCACUCAUUUUUGGUAUUUCAAAAUGGUGCAGUCAUGAAACUGGCUGAAGCUUUGGAUCAGAGGAAAUCACUGAAUCCAAAAGGUUUAGACAUCAAAGAAAUUGAUGAUAUAAUAUAUGGAGAGAUGCAUGAAGAUUUUUAUUUUGGCAUCAUUGUUAAAACUGGAGGCAACACUCUAUACUGGACUAGAUAUGCAGAAGGACACACUACUAAGUUCAACAAAAUCCAGUUGGAUAGAGAUUUAUCAUUAAUUGGAUAUGCCUUCCAUCCUGUAAAAAAUAACAUGAAUGUAUUGAUUUUAUGGUCAGAUGGUAGUAUCUAUUCAUACAAUCUUCAAGAUUCAUAUAUGGAGACACCUUGCAUUGGUGAACUUUUCACAGUAAUUGAUUCCCUCUCAACAAAACACUCUGUCUCCAUCCUGUCCUUGGAUGAAAACUACAUAGCCAUGUAUGGAGCUAACUAUAAUGAAGAAGGUGCUGUAUUAGUUAUCUAUAACACUCAGUUCAAAGUAACACAAUCUAAACAGCCUUUCAAAUUGUUUACCAACAAUAGUGAAAUUUGGAGAGUAGAAGAAAAUUUGAUGGUACCAGUUGGUCAAAAUUUGGCUGUUAUUCCCUUCCAUUUGGAGAACGAACAGCUAGCAGCUCUAGUAGGUAGCCAUAAAAUUGUGCAAGACAAAGAUAGUGAAGUGAGGAUUGUACAAGAAGUUGAUGUAGCUUCAUGGGACACUAAGUACAAGAUGAGAGAUAGACAGCUUCCUGAAGAUUUGAAGAAUCAAAUUAGUGAAUUGAUCACCUGUGGUUUACCUGAAAGUAUCAUUUUAGAAGAAACCCUACCUGAAAUAUUCAAAACACAUGAUACAGCAUCUUUAUAUCUGUGCAUAAGGCAUUUCUCUGAUAUCCCUGAAGAGUACUUGGCUAAAAUCCUCAAGUAUACCUUAGAUUUGGAUGCCAAUUAUUUCAAUGAGAAAAAAUCAGAGUUUGUGAAUCUACCUGAAAUUCUACAGCCACUUGAAAGAGUAAAAAUCCUUGACAACAUCUUUAGCAGACCAUUCAGUGAAGUACUACUGCUGCCAUUUCUGAGACAACAACUUUCCAUUGGUGAUGUGUCUCUGUUACUGAACUACAUUUGUCUACUUUGGUCAGAUGACCAGAGUACUCUGCCUCAUUUGAACUCCAUAGAGACAGAAUCCAAACUACUUCAUUGGAGUUGCAUAUUGAUUGACUCCAACUAUCAGAAAAUCAUUUUGUCUAAUGAUAAAUCCAUCAGGGAGUGCCUAGGGGUCCUGAACAGAUUGAUCCAGGAUCACUUGAGUUGCCUGGGAGAUCUGAAGGUUAUUUUGCCAAUGUUGAGGAACAUCAAGAAGACAUCUCAGUGUACAGAUGCAAAUAUGCUAUCCUUGAGGUAUUCUGUGGAGCAGUUGAGUUUAUAUUAA
Molecule: messenger RNA, 1798 nt
Organism: Phaedon cochleariae (mustard beetle)
Lineage: Eukaryota; Metazoa; Arthropoda; Insecta; Coleoptera; Chrysomelidae
Source: the annotation of a GenBank genome assembly